Molecule: messenger RNA, 2982 nt
Organism: Exophiala bonariae
Lineage: Eukaryota; Fungi; Ascomycota; Eurotiomycetes; Chaetothyriales; Herpotrichiellaceae
Exons: 1
Coding region: 1-2982 (993 amino acids)
Biological process (GO): monoatomic cation transport
Cellular component (GO): membrane
Molecular function (GO): ATPase-coupled monoatomic cation transmembrane transporter activity; ATP hydrolysis activity; metal ion binding
Source: RefSeq, a predicted model, not a curated record
AUGAAGGAAAAGAAGGAACAGAAGAAAAAGGAAAUGGAGAAGGCAGGCCUCAUGGACGAAAAGGCGAUUGCUGCAUCGACUGGUAGCACCUCCCCUACCGUACUUACAACCGAGAAGAAGUACGCGGAGAGCAAUGACACCUCUUCUCUGCUCAGUGCAUGUGACGACCACAAGCGAGCAGCUCGUGAAAAGUAUCGAGCCGUCCAGGGUGUUUUGAGUUGCAUCUGUCGUAUCCUGAUGGCCAGGAACCUCGAGCCAUGUUGUUCUCAAAAGACGGCAGUUCGACGACCCAUCAGUAGACGUUCGCAUUCGCAUGAACAAGGCCAUGGACAUGCUCACGGAAAUGAGCAUGGCCACGAUCAUGGCCACGGCCACGGCGCAAAGCAUGGUCACUCUCAUGCCAAGGCCACCGGCCACUCGCACCACAACCGCGCUCACAAUCUUAAGGAACGGAAGGCAGCACGCGACAAGGCGCAUGCUGUCAAAUAUGUUCAGGAAAUUUCAUCCGUGGGUGGAAAGGUCAGAUCGACCUCUGAUCCUGAGAAAGGAGCAGCUGAGACAGAACAUAUCGUGCUCAGUGUCAGUGGUAUGACCUGCUCUGGUUGUGAAUUGAAACUCACUAGGACUCUUGCAAAUUUCAACCAUGUCCAAAAUUUGCAGGUCAGUGUCAUUCUUGCCAGGGCGGCCUUCGAUCUCGACACGAGCCGAAUGUCCUAUGACGAACUUCUCACUUACCUUAGACGGGCAACCGAGUUCUCCUAUGAGCGCGUCUCUACCAAAGGUCAGGAGAUUGAUGUUCUCUGUCCUCAGGGUGCGAAGACGUUUGCGAAAUCUCUUGCUCCACUCGGUGUCACGGGCAUGAAAACAGUGACGGACAAGAUAGCUCGGAUUGAGUAUGACCCGAAAAUUCUUGGUGCCAGAGAUCUGCUCAACUCCUUCGACGAACCUUUGCAAUUGGCUCCCAUGAAAUCUCCCGAGUCGAUCGAGGCAGGAAUGAAGGAAGUUCGCAAAGAUGGCAUGAUCACCCUCUUCUCCCUGCUUCUGACGAUCCCUAUCCUCGUCUUCGCUUGGGCGCCUGUGCCUGAACACCCCGUCGCUUAUGGAUCGGUGUCUCUGGCGCUAGCGACGAUCAUUCAGGUCUUUGUGGCAGGUCCGUUCUAUACUGUGGCUUUCAAAAACAUCAUCUUCUCGAGACUGGUCGAAGUGGACAUGUUGAUCGUGCUCAGCACGAGUGCAGCAUACAUAUUCUCGCUUGUUGCCUUUGCGUAUGAGAUGCAGGGUCGCCCAUUGGAGACGGGCGAGUUCUUUGAGACAAGCGCCUUGAUAGUCACGUUGAUCAUGCUUGGUCGAUUCAUCAGCUCUUGGGCUCGCCAGAGAGCAGCAGAAUCGAUUUCGGUCAGGACAUUGCAAUCGGCCACCGCCGUACUCAUCGAUCGAGCCACAGGCACAGAAACAGAAAUUGAUGCUCGACUCCUGCAGUAUGGCGAUAUUUUCAAGGUCAGUCCUGAUUCUAGAAUCGUCACUGAUGGUACCGUGAUCUCUGGUGUCUCCGAGGCAGAUGAGUCCAUGGUGACUGGGGAGUCUUGUCCGGUGCCCAAGAAGAACAGAUCAACCGUCAUUGCAGGGUCCAUCAACGGGCCAGGUGUUCUGCAAGUCCGCCUCAGCCGUCUACCUGGCGACAAUACCAUCAGUGCGAUUGCAGAUAUGGUUGAUGAGGCCAAAAUGACCAAGGCUAAGACUCAGGAGAUCGCAGAUCGUAUCGCUGGAUACUUUGUCCCAGUCGUAUGUGCUGUCACUAUCCUCGUGUUUGUCGGCUGGAUUGGAUAUGGCAUUGAUCGAAGAAACUACUCUGGUUCUCGAGCUGCCGAAAAUGCUGUCACUUAUGCUAUUGCUGUCCUUAUUGUCUCAUGUCCUUGCGCCAUUGGUCUUUGUGUCCCUAUGGUCAUUGUGAUAGCGGGAGGCGUGGCCGCCAAGCAUGGUGUCAUUUUCAAAACCGGCCAGACGAUCGAACUCGCGAAGAAGACUAAGCAUGUUGUCUUCGACAAGACAGGUACACUCACAGAAGGUAACUUGUCGGUUGUCGCCGAAGCCUUCCCCGGUGGUGCUGCAGCCCUCAUUCAGCCUUUAGCAUUGGGCCUCGUGGCAAGUGUGAAGCACCCUGUCUCAAUUGCAGUCACCAGAUAUCUCAGUGACAAAGGAACCAAACCCAUCGAGAUCGGCGAUGUCACUGCUGUUGUCGGUAAAGGCGUCGAAGGCAUCUUCAACGGCAGUAAGAUUCGUGCUGGUAACUCUCGAUGGCUACAUGUCGAAGAUGAUCAAACAGUGCAAGCGUUCCUUGCUCGAGGUCUGAGUGUUUUCUGUGUCGUCAAGGAUAAUCAACUCCACGCGGUUCUUGGCCUCGAAGACUCCAUCCGACCUGACAGUGAAGAAGUCGUCACGGAACUACGCAAGCGUGGAGUCUCGAUCUCUGUUGUCAGUGGAGACGACGAUGGAGCCGUACAGUCCCUUGCUGCGAAACUCAACAUCCCUACAUCACACGUCAAAUCUCGCUGCUCUCCCAAGGAUAAAGUCGCCUACCUCAAGGAAGUUAUGAAGGAUCCUGCUGCCGUUGUUGUCUUCUGUGGCGACGGGACCAAUGACGCACCCGCCCUCGCUCAGGCCAGUAUCGGUAUUCAUAUAAACACCGAGGGUAGUGAUGUUGCACAGAGUGCGGCGGAUGCUGUGCUUGUCAGGCCUGCUCUGAAAGGACUCUUGUGCUUGAUCGAUCUCUCUCAUGCCUCAGUUCGACGCAUCAUGUUCAAUUUCGCCUGGUCGUUCACAUACAACCUCUUCGCGGUGCUGCUGGCUUCUGGACUGUUUGUCAAAUUCAGAAUUCCUCCAGAGUAUGCUGCUUUGGGCGAGGUCGUCAGUAUCAUUCCCGUCAUUGUCAUUGCCAUGCUUCUGAAGUAUGCAAAGCUCAACGGUUGUGAUGGUCAUCGUUGA